GUUAUCUAUCUGGUCUGGUCAGUUAAUUAAAGCAAAAAUCUAGUGCAAGUAAAGAAAUAGUCAACGGAAGGUAGUAAUAAGCUUUUGAGGCUCCGAUCAGAUUUGUCUUGUCUCUCAGCAAAUCCCAAAGAGCUCCACCACGUCUCGGGUUGAGCGAGCCAUGAACACCGUUGUUGCUCAGUUGCAGAGACAGUUUCAAGACUACCUCGUUUCUCUUUAUCAACAGGGAUUUCUGGAUAAUCAGUUCACUGAGUUGAGAAAGUUGCAAGAUGAAGGCACUCCUGAUUUUGUAGCUGAGGUUGUCUCUCUCUUCUUUGACGACUGUUCCAAGCUUAUUAAUACCAUGUCUAGAUCUCUGGAGCGACCAGAAAAUGUGGAUUUCAAACAGGUAGAUUCAGGGGUGCAUCAACUCAAGGGUAGUAGCUCAAGUGUUGGUGCAAGGAGGGUAAAAAAUGUGUGUAUAUCUUUCAAGGAAUGUUGUGAUGUUCAGAACCGUGAAGGGUGUUUAAGGUGUCUACAGCAGGUGGAUUAUGAAUAUAAGAUGCUAAAGACCAAACUUCAGGAUCUCUUCAAUCUAGAGCAACGGAUCCUCCAAGCUGGAGGUAUGAUUCCUCAGGUUAAUAUAAGUUAAGACUGAUCGAUGGUCUUCUUGAUUUUGCUGAAGGUCCAAAGGCUUAUAUACAUGAUCAAACCGACACUCCUCGGUAGUAUUUAUUUUUGUUGCUGUAAUGUUCUAUAUUUGAUUGGUGAAGUUCAUCAAGCAUUUCCCAAGUUACACUACUCUUCGCCCAGACAUCCACUCUUGUCUAGACGCUUGAUUGAGCUAUAACCGUAAAAGUCAAGUAUAAGCUUAUAACUAGACAUGUCCAUAUGUUUCUAGCUAGUAGUGAAGAUUUGGUUUAUGUGUGUAUUAAUCAACAAUAAUUGAAUACUGCCCCAUCU
Messenger RNA from Raphanus sativus (radish), 942 nucleotides. RefSeq names its product histidine-containing phosphotransfer protein 5. The coding region runs from base 161 to 631 and encodes 156 amino acids. Gene Ontology annotation, biological process: phosphorylation; cytokinin-activated signaling pathway; phosphorelay signal transduction system. Gene Ontology annotation, molecular function: histidine phosphotransfer kinase activity; protein histidine kinase binding. The transcript has 7 exons. The record is from RefSeq and is a predicted model, not a curated record. NCBI's taxonomy places the organism in Eukaryota, Viridiplantae, Streptophyta, Magnoliopsida, Brassicales, Brassicaceae. Gene Ontology annotation, cellular component: nucleus; cytoplasm.